Mandrillus leucophaeus (drill) is the source of this 2728-nucleotide messenger RNA. It is a transcript of the gene QRICH2, whose product is annotated as glutamine rich 2. The record is from RefSeq and is a predicted model, not a curated record. The transcript is spliced from 21 exons. The coding region runs from base 404 to 2728 and encodes 774 amino acids. Lineage: Eukaryota; Metazoa; Chordata; Mammalia; Primates; Cercopithecidae.
GGUGGCCAGGUGGAGGACCUGAGCAAGCAGCUGAAGCGCGUGGACAGCCAGAUGCAGGGCAUUGCCACGCACGUGCAGCGCUUCUCUCAGGCCAGUGGGCUCGAUCUGGCCUCGCAAGAGUGGCCGGAGGAGCAGGAGGUGGCCAUGCAGGUGCUCGAUAGGGUGCGGACUGGGAGUAUCUUGAAGGACGCCGCCGAGGAGCUCAGCUUUGCCAGGGUAAUUCUACAGCGGGUUGAUGAACUAGAGAAGCUACUCAAAGAUCGGGAACAAUUCCUGGAACUAGUCAGCCGGAAGCUGAGUUUGGUUCCUGGUGCAGAAGAAGUCACCAUGGUCACCUGGGAAGAGCUGGAGCAGGCAAUUACAGACGGCUGGAGAGCCUCACAAGCGGCUGGAGUGCAGUGGCAUGGUCUCAGCUCACUGCAACCUCCACCUCCUGGGUUCAAGUGAUUCUCCUGCCUCAGCCUCCCAAGUAGCUGCGACUACAGUCAAAAGGACCGUACCUUCUGAACUGCAGGAGCAGCUGAAGACCGUAAAGACACUAGCCAAAGAAGUUCGGCAGGAAAAAGUAAAAGUGGAAAGGCUGCAAAGGAUCCUGGAGGGGGAAGGGACUCAAGAAGCAGGGAAGGAACUGAAAGCUGGAGAGCUGAGGUUACAGCUGGGUGUCCUCAGAGUCACCGUGGCUGACAUUGAGAAGGAGCUGGCCGAGUUGAGGGAGAGCCAAGACAGGGGCAAGGCCGCCAUGGAAAAUUCUGUCUCCGAAGCCUCCCUUUACCUGCAGGACCAGUUGGACAAGCUCAGGAUGAUCAUUGAGAGCAUGCUGACCUCCUCCUCCACGCUCCUGUCCAUGAGCAUGGCCCCACACAAGGCCCACACCUUGGCUCCUGGCCAGAUCGACCCUGAGGCCACCUGUCCAGCCUGCAGCCUGGAUGUGGGCCAUCAGGUCAGCAUGCUGGUGCAGCGCUAUGAGCAACUCCAAGACAUGGUCAACAGCCUGGUCAUCUCCCGACCCUCCAAGAAGGCCAAGCUUCAGAGACAGGACGAGGAGCUGCUGGGCCGCGUGCAGAGUGCCAUCCUGCAGGUGCAGGGCGACUGCGAGAAGCUUAACAUCACCACCAGCAACCUCAUCGAGGACCAUCGGCAGAAACAGAAGGACAUUGCUAUGCUGUACCAGGGUCUGGAGAAGCUCGAAAAGGAAAAGGCCAACAGGGAGCACCUGGAGAUGGAGAUUGAUGUGAAAGCCGACAAGAGUGCUCUAGCCACCAAAGUGAGCCGUAUCCAGUUUGAUGCCACCACGGAGCAGCUGAACCACAUGAUGCAGGAGCUGGUGGCCAAGAUGAGCGGGCAGGAGCAGGACUGGCAGAAGAUGCUGGACAAGCUGCUCACAGAGAUGGACAACAAGCUGGACCGCCUGGAGCUGGACCCAGUGAAGCAGUUGCUGGAGGAUCGGUGGAAAUCACUGCGACAGCAGCUCAGGGAGCGCCCCCCACUCUACCAGGCAGACGAGGCGGCUGCCAUGCGGAGGCAGCUCCUGGCACAUUUCCACUGCCUUUCAUGUGACCGGCCCUUGGAGACACCUGUGACCGGACAUGCCAUCCCUGUGACCCCCGCGGGUCCAGGCCUACCUGGCCACCAUUCCAUCCGCCCCUACACGGUGUUUGAACUGGAGCAGGUCCGGCAGCAUAGCCGCAACCUCAAGCUGGGCAGUGCCUUCCCUCGGGGUGACCUGGCACAGAUGAAGCAGAGCGUGGGGCGCCUGCGCUCCAUGCACUCCAAGAUGCUGAUGAAUAUCGAGAAGGUGCAGAUCCACUUCGGGGGCUCCACCAAGGCCAGCAGCCAGAUAAUCCGCGAGCUGCUGCACUCCCAGUGCCUGGGCUCCCCCUGCUACAAACGGGUGACAGAUAUGGCCGAUUACACCUACUCAACUGUGCCCCGGCGCUGCGGGGGCAGCCACACCCUCACCUACCCCUACCACCGCAGCCGCCCGCAGCACCUACCCCGGGGCCUGUAUCCCACCGAAGAGAUCCAGAUUGCCAUGAAGCGUGAUGAGGUAGACAUCUUGGGCCUGGAUGGCCACAUUUACAAGGGACGGAUGGACACAAGGCUGCCGGGCAUCCUCAGCAAAGACAGCUCAGGGACCUCAAAGCGCAAGUCCCAGCAGCCCAGGCCCCACGUGCACAGGCCGCCAUCCCUCGGCGGCAAUGGCCACCUGCCCUCCCGGCCACAGAGUGCCCAGAUGUCAGCUGGCAACAUCUCAGAAAGACAGACCUUCCUCCGAGGGCCGUCUCUCCCAGCCGAACACAGCCCACCCACCCAGCUCUGCCACGGUGGCAAACAGGGGGCUGGAGAGGCACAUGGACAUGCCUCCUGGGGAGGGGCUCGAGGAGCCCACGCGGGGGCCACGGUCCAGCACUGCUCAGUGAGCGGAGGUGUAAAUAAAUGUUCAGGAGGAAGUUUAGUGGAUCUGGUUCGUAGCCUGAAACCUGGGGGGCUGGGGCCCGAGCUGUCAGUGUCCAGCACUCUGGGCGUGAGGGUGGCAGCCGCCUGCUGCGCUCUUGCUGCCGGCUCAGGGUGGUUCUUGACCCCUGGCGUGGGAUUCCAGGGAAGCAGUGCCAAUGGCUGGAGGCUGGGCAGGUUUCUGUUUGCCGCCCUCUGCUGCUCUCCCUUGAGUGGGCUGCUGCAGAGACAGCCGGGGCCUGAAAGCUCAGACCAGGGGCUGCUGUGGCUGUGA